AUGUCCUCUGGACCUCUGCCUCUCCCACCUUCAAAAUUAAAAGAGAUAGAGAAGAACAUUGAUGAGAGGAACGACGAUGAGAAUCUCAAGAACACGACUGGUCUGGUUAAGAUGCCAUACACUUUACUGUUUCCGACCGGUGAAGGUGGAGUUACUGGCAGAGGAAUUCCAAAGUGUCUCCAUAUAAAAACAGGUCUNUCCUUGGCCAUAUCACCCUUGAAUUUUAAGUUUCCUAUUGGUAGCAUCUUCGACCAGUUGGUUUGUUUGGAGCUAGGUACAAAUAAAAAAGCAUGGUGGGAUCUACUUUCCUUCAUGCUUCAUAGUUCUCCUAAAUUGCAAGUCCUCAAGUUCAUCGAUGACAUAGGUUGGGUGGACAGUGUUGAGGCUACUGGAGUAUGGAAUCCACCAGAGAAUGUUCCUAAAUGUUUGUUGUCUCACCUUGAGACGUUUAUGUGGAAAGGCUACAAACGGAAACGAAAAGAGGAGCUAGAAGUGGCGAAAUACAUUCUAAAGAACACGAAUCGCUUGAAGAGAGCUUCUUUCUCCUUAAACCUCAUCUGCAGUUAUCGAGAUAGGCUUGAGGUUCUCAAUGAUUUGAAAAGUGUUGUCAGGGAUAGAAAUUCAUGCCAGGUUCAAUUCAUCAUAUGA
Molecule: messenger RNA, 648 nt
Organism: Camelina sativa (false flax)
Lineage: Eukaryota; Viridiplantae; Streptophyta; Magnoliopsida; Brassicales; Brassicaceae
Source: RefSeq, a predicted model, not a curated record